AAAGAGGUGAAGCUCUGGUUUCCCGGUGGUCCGUGAACGCAGCUCCGUCAGUCGGACCUGCGUCACCAGCUCCGCUCCGUCUUCUUGUUUGUUGUUUAUUUAUUUGUUUAUUUAUGUUUAUUUGUCGGUUCCGGUUCCGCUGCUGCUGCUGCUCAGAGCUCCGGUUUAGAACAAGAGUUUUUACCUGUGAACUUUUUUGCUGAGUCUCGUAAAUCCUCCUGGUUUUCACUGAAGCCUCCAUCGAUCCUCCCAGCCGCUCCAUCUGCAGCUGCACCAUGAGUGUAUGAUGUCUGAGAGCAGCUGCUAUGGCCUGCAGCAGCCGUCAGAGCAAUGCAGAAACUCUGGAGGGGUUCCACGAGGUGAACUUGGCCUCGCCCACCACACCUGAUCUUCAGAACCAAGCGGAGCAGCAGCGCCCCCCUGCUCGUCACAGCGCCCCGCCCACCUCUCUGUACCGCACCCACUCUCUAGGAGCGCCCCCUCCUGGCCGCCCCGCCUCCCUGCGAGCUGAUCAGCUCCCCACGCAGCCCGUUUACUCCACACCGCGGCACAGCCACAAUGGAAGUGUGCCAGGCCUGGAGCCGGAGUCCGCAGAGGGCAACUUCCUGUCCGGAGAGGACGGGGAGGAGUGCAGCGCGCUGAGCGACAGCCUGUCACGGCUGCGAAGCCCGUCAGUGAUGGAGGUCAGAGAGAAAGGAUACGAGAGGCUGAAGGAGGAGCUCACCAAGGCCCAGAGGGAGCUGCUGUUGAAGGAUGAGGAGUGUGAGAGGUUGUCUAAAGUCAGAGACCAGCUCGGCCAGGAGCUGGAGGAGCUCACCGCCAGUCUCUUCCAGGAGGCUCACAAAAUGGUCAGAGAAGCAAACGUGAAACAGGCGAAUGCUGAAAAACAGCUGAAAGAAGCUCUGGGGAAGAUUGACGUGCUCCAGGCGGAGGUCCAGGCCCUGAAAACGCUGGUGCUCUCCUCCCCGUCCUCCCCCGUGGGUGAACUCCCCUCUGGAGUGAAGAGUGGCUUCAGGAAGGGUCACAGCAGGAACAAGAGCACCUCCUCUGCCAUUCUGGGGACGCAGCCCGACCCGUCGGCCACGCAGCCCAUCGUACGAGAGUGUAGAGAGGUGGACAUUCAGCUGUUCAGCGAGUUCAAGGCGUGGAGGGAGGAGCCGACGCUCGACCGUGGCUGCUGCUUCCUGGAGCGAGUUUACCGUGAGGACAUCUUCCCCUGUCUCACCUUCAGCAAGAGCGAGCUGGGUUCGGCCAUCUUAGAAUCUGUGGAGCAGAACACGCUCAGUGUGGAGCCGGUCGGUUUCCAGCCGCUGCCGGUGGUCAAAGCCUCAGCGGUGGAAUGUGGAGGACCAAAUGGUCGCAGGGCAGAGCUCGUCACAAAAUGUGCCCUCAGUGGACAGACCAAAACCUGUAAGCACAGAAUCAAGUUUGGAGACUCGUCCAGUUAUUACUACGUCUCUCCCUACUGUAGAUACAGAAUCACAGCAGUGUGUAACUUCUUCACCUACAUUCGCUACAUCCACCAAGGCCUCGUCAAACAGCAGGACGCCGAGCAGAUGUUCUGGGAGGUGAUGCAGCUCCGCAGGGAAAUGUCCUUCGCUAAGCUCGGCUACUACAAAGAUCAGCUGUGACGGACACCUCGCCAUCCCUGAAGGCCCGCCCUCCCCCUGAUUCUGGCUUUCUCGCUCUCUCGUCCAAUCAUUUCUGGAAACCUCCCCCCCCCCGCCUCCCCGUGUGAGUGUGAAUAACUGUGGUUGUUUUCAAUCUUCACAAGAAACACUGACGUCAUUGUCGUUGAUCUGGAGGUUUGGUGAGUUUCUUUCAUGUAAACCUGAAACACUCCGUUAUAUAAAGAGUUCAAACUGAUUUAUGUCGACAUUUAAAUCCGUUCGAGGAGCUUCAACACUUGAUUCUUUCAAACUCUGCUGCAAAAUAAAUUAUUAAAACUCUUCAGUCAUUAAAUACGAGUGUAACAUGGCUGCAAUAAAUCUUUUUACGUUCCUCAGUUAAAAGUGAAGCAAAGCAUUAAUUCAAAAUCUGAUUUAAGUUGUAAUUUUACAAGAGAGUAAAUAAUUUAAAGAGAUAAGAUAGUUGUAACGUCACAACAAGUUUAAGACAAAAACUAAAAGUAGUAGUUUAAUCAAAUUAUUUAAUUGUCAAAGAGAAAAUAUAUCAUGCAACGUUGUUCUCCUAAAAAAAUUCUCCUCAUAACUUCAAACAUUUUGAUUUCUCUUUAGUAAAACCUUUUCUGUUCGACAUAACUAAAAAAUAACUGUUUGAAAAAUUUAAUUUUUUUUUUAGAAUAUUUCUCUGAUUUGUGCUAAAAACAUUUGACUUAAAUUCACAGUCGAUGCUCAAAUUAAUACUUUUUUCCUUGUAAAAUUACAACUUCUUUGAUUUUUAUUCUUCGUUAAACAACUUCAUCUGUCAAAGUUCAACUGAAAAUAUUUGACUUCUUCAGACCUGAGAUAGUUUUUCUAACAGUGGCUCCAUUGUUCUUUUACAGUUUCAAAGACGAAAUGACCAAGUUUUAAAAGACGACCAAACAAUAAUUUAUUAUUUAAUAAAUUAAAGUCUGCAUAAGCUUUAUUUGAGUUACGUGGGAAUUUUCUUCCCACAGUUGAAGGAUGUACAUUUGCAAAGAUAAUCAGAAGAUCACAAUUAUAAACAUGACAACAUGAGUUUAAAUCCUCGUUCAGACUGGAAUCAAAAACAUCAACAUCAUUUUAUUUAUGAUCUUUCAGUUUGAUUUGUUGUUUCAGUCGUCGCUGAAGCUUCAGGAUUGUUGGGUUAAAGGAAAAAACCAAACUGUCGGACCUUUGUGUUAAUGGGUUGUGUAGAUAGUACAAUGUGAGUGUGUGUUAGUACGACUGUAAACUUUCUACAUGUUGAUUUAAACCUGCUCCUCAUCCCGUUCAAUGUCACUCUCCCAGUUUGGUUUAGUGCCUUUUCUCUCAGACACUCUGAAAUAAAAACGGUGAUACCUCUGGAAA
Paralichthys olivaceus (Japanese flounder) is the source of this 2993-nucleotide messenger RNA. RefSeq names its product RAB3A interacting protein (rabin3) (gene rab3ip). The record is from RefSeq and is a predicted model, not a curated record. Gene Ontology annotation, molecular function: guanyl-nucleotide exchange factor activity. NCBI's taxonomy places the organism in Eukaryota, Metazoa, Chordata, Actinopteri, Pleuronectiformes, Paralichthyidae. Gene Ontology annotation, cellular component: Golgi to plasma membrane transport vesicle. Gene Ontology annotation, biological process: exocytosis.